GAAUUUGAUUAUGUUUUCUCAAUUGAUGUCAAUGAAGGUGGACCAUCAUAUAAAUUGCCGUAUAAUAUCACUGAUGAUCCCUGGUUAGCUGCAUACAACUUCUUACAGAAGAAUGAUUUGAAUCCUAUGUUUUUGGAUCAGGUCGCUAAAUUUAUUAUUGAUAACACAAAAGGUCAAAUGUUGGGACUCGGGAACACCAGUUUUUCAGAUCCUUUUACAGGUGGCGGUCGGUAUGUUCCAGGCUCUUCAUCAGGAUCUUCUAACACCCUUCUUGCAGCGGAUCCUUUUACAG
This is a messenger RNA of Rangifer tarandus platyrhynchus (Svalbard reindeer), 292 nucleotides long. The record is from the annotation of a GenBank genome assembly. Lineage: Eukaryota; Metazoa; Chordata; Mammalia; Artiodactyla; Cervidae.